Messenger RNA from Vicia faba (fava bean), 1488 nucleotides. The record is from the annotation of a GenBank genome assembly. Lineage: Eukaryota; Viridiplantae; Streptophyta; Magnoliopsida; Fabales; Fabaceae.
AUGGGGAGCAUCGAUAGAGCCAAUGAUAUUGAUAACACUCUUAUCCAAUCUCUGUUGCAAAAACAGGUUUCAGAGGAAGAAGAAGAAAUAUUUGGGAAGAAGCUAUGGAUUGAAACGAAGAAACUAUGGAUGAUAGUGGGUCCCGCUAUCUUGAGCAGCAUCGCAUCAUUCACCAUGAACGUGGUUAGUCAAGCCUUCGCGGGACACCUAGGUGAAGUUCAACUCGCCUCCAUCACCAUCGCCAACACUGUCAUCGUUGGCUUCAACUUUGGCCUCCUCUUGGGAAUGGCAAGCGCGUUGGAGACACUUUGUGGACAAGCGUUUGGUGCAAAACGACAUAACAUGUUAGGAAUCUAUCUGCAAAGAUCAUGGAUUGUUCUCUUCGUAUGUUGUUUUCUUCUGUUGCCGUUUUAUGUGUUUGCUACUCCAUUUCUGAAAGUCAUAGGACAACCUCAUGAGGUGGCGGAAUCGAGUGGUAUCGUAGCUAUAUGGCUUAUACCAUUGCAUUUCAGUUUUGCGUUUCAGUUUCCUCUUCAGAGGUUUCUACAGUGCCAGCUGAAAACAGGUGUGAUUGCAUGGGUUUCUUUGUUGGGUUUAGUGGUGAAUGUUGUAUUGAGUUGGUUGUUGGUUUAUGUUUGGGAUUUUGGGCUUAUUGGUGCUGCAAUAGCUUUGGAUGUUUCAUGGUGGGUAUUGGUAUUUGGGAUGUUUGGGUACACAGUUUGUGGGGGUUGUCCUUUGACUUGGAAUGGUUUUUCAAUGGAAGCAUUUUGUGGCCUUUGGGAAUUCUUCAAACUGUCAUUAGCUUCAGGGGUGAUGCUUUGUUUAGAGAAUUGGUAUUACAGGAUACUGCUGCUUAUGACAGGUCAGUUGGAAAAUGCAACAGUUGCUGUUGAUGCAUUGUCUGUAUGUAUGACUAUCAAUGGAUGGGAAAUGAUGAUUCCUCUUGCCUUCUUUGCCGGUAUCGGGGUGCGGGUGGCAAACGAACUUGGAGCAGGAAAAGGAAAAUCAGCAAAAUUUGCAAUGCAAGUAUCAGUGAUACAAUCAACAGUGGUUGGAUUAAUCUUGUGUGUUCUAAUAAUGAUAUUUCAAAGACAAUUUGCAUACAUUUUCACCUCGAGUCCUUCUGUUCUUCAAGCUGUUAACGAUAUGUCAAUUCUCUUGGCAGUCACCAUUCUUCUCAAUAGCAUUCAACCUGUUCUAUCAGGUGUAGCUGUUGGUUCAGGAUGGCAAGUAUUUGUGGCAUAUAUAAAUAUUGGAUGUUACUAUUUAAUUGGACUCCCACUUGGAAUUAUCAUGGGAUGGGUUUUCAACACUGGUGUUGAAGGCAUAUGGGGUGGAAUGAUAUUUGGUGGUACAUUAAUCCAAACAUUGAUACUCAUCAUAAUAAUAGUACGGUGUGAUUGGAAAAAAGAGGCAGAGAAGGCUGGCUCACGUGUAAACAAGUGGUCUGUAAUAAGACCUAAUGACCAAUUGCAGAUUAGUGAUUAG